Molecule: messenger RNA, 1449 nt
Organism: Pipistrellus nathusii (Nathusius's pipistrelle)
Lineage: Eukaryota; Metazoa; Chordata; Mammalia; Chiroptera; Vespertilionidae
Source: the annotation of a GenBank genome assembly
AUGGACAGCGGCUGCCACAGCGCGACCGCCAAGAUGCUGGCCGCCUCCGCCCCGGCCCGGGGCACCGCGAUGGGCGCCUCCAAACCCCUGGCUUUCUCCAUCGAGAGGAUCAUGGCGCGCACCCCGGAGCCUAAGGCCCUGCCGGUGCCCCCCUUCCUGCAAGGAGCAGCCGUGCCCAAGGGGGACUCCAAGCACUCGCUGCAUCUUAGCCCGUCCAUCCCAUGCAUGAUCCCCUUCGUGCCCGUGGCGGCGUACGACACGGGCCCCAAGACCGGACUGACGAGCUCGGAGCCGCGGAAGGCGAGCCUGGAGCCCCCGGCGGCCGGGCCGGCGGCCGCGUUCAGCUGCAGCGACCUGCUGCACUGCGCGCUGGGCCUCAAGGGCGACCUGGCCCGCGACGCGCUGCCCCUGCAGCCCUACAAGCUGGUGCGGCCGCGAGUGGUCAACCACUCCUCCUUCCACGCCAUGGGGGCCCUGUGCUACCUGAACCGGGGGGAUGGCCCGUGCCCGCAGGCGGCGGCCGGCGUCAACAUCCACCCGGUGGCCUCCUACUUCCUCAGCUCCCCGCUGCACCCGCAGCCCAAAGCCUACUUGGCCGAGAGGAACAAACUGGGGGUCCCGGCGGCCGUGGAGAAGUUCCCCUCCUCGGCGGCCGGGGUAGCUUUCAAAGACUUGUCGCAGGCGCAGCUGCAGCACUACAUGAAAGAAAGCGCCCAGCUCCUGUCGGAAAAAAUCACCUUCAAAGCCUCGGACUUCAGCCGGGGCUCCCCGAACGCCAAACCCAAAGUCUUCACGUGCGAAGUGUGUGGGAAGGUCUUCAAUGCUCACUACAACUUAACCCGCCACAUGCCCGUGCACACAGGAGCCAGGCCCUUCGUGUGCAAGGUGUGCGGGAAGGGGUUCCGGCAGGCCAGCACGCUGUGCAGGCACAAGAUCAUCCACACCCAGGAAAAGCCUCACAAAUGUAACCAGUGCGGCAAAGCAUUCAACAGGAGCUCCACUCUGAACACGCACACCCGGAUACACGCGGGCUACAAACCCUUCAUCUGUGAAUUCUGUGGCAAAGGAUUUCACCAAAAAGGGAAUUACAAAAACCACAAGCUGACCCACAGCGGGGAGAAGCAGUUCAAGUGCAAUAUCUGCAACAAGGCGUUCCACCAGGUGUACAACCUCACCUUCCACAUGCACACCCACAACGACAAGAAGCCCUUCACCUGCCCCACGUGCGGCAAGGGCUUCUGCAGGAACUUUGACCUCAAGAAGCACGUCCGCAAGCUGCACGACAGCAGCCUGGGGCUGGCCCGCACGGCGGCCUGGGAGCCCGGGGCGGACCCGCAGCCGGCAGCACAGCAGCCUGCUCCCGCCCCACCGCUGCGGUCAAUGCCCGUACAGCUGCCGCCACCAGGGCCUCUGCAGCCCGGGCUCCAUCCGCAUCCGAGCCACCAGUGA